Messenger RNA from Chlorocebus sabaeus (green monkey), 4059 nucleotides. RefSeq names its product steroid 5 alpha-reductase 1 (gene SRD5A1). Gene Ontology annotation, molecular function: 3-oxo-5-alpha-steroid 4-dehydrogenase activity. Gene Ontology annotation, biological process: steroid biosynthetic process. Lineage: Eukaryota; Metazoa; Chordata; Mammalia; Primates; Cercopithecidae. Gene Ontology annotation, cellular component: membrane. The record is from RefSeq and is a predicted model, not a curated record.
GCGGCCCGGCGUGGGCGGGGCGCUUGCAGGUCCCUCCCUGCGCAGGUGCUCGCCCCGCCCCCAGGGCCGCGCCCACAGCCCCGGCUGCCCUGGAGAAGCCUGGAUUGAGAACCCUGUCUGCAGUGUCCCGGCAGUGCCGAACUCGGGUAGCCGCCCGUCCCGCCCCCGCGCCGCCGCCUUAUAUGUUGCCUGCCGCGGCCUCUGGGGCAUGGAGCACGCUGCCCAGCCCCGGCGAUGGCGACGGCGGUGGCGGAGGAGCGCCUGCUGGCCGAGGAGCGCAUGCUGGCCGCGCUCGCCUACCUGCAGUGCGCCGUGGGCUGCGCGGUCUUAGCGCGGAAUCGUGAGACGAACUUGGCGUACGGCCGCCACGCGUCGCCCAGCUUUAGGGUCCGAGUGCCGGCGCGGGCCGCCUGGGUGGUACAGGAGCUGCCCUCGCUGGCUCUGCCGCUCUACCAGUACGCCAGCGAGUCCGCCCCGCGCCUCCGCAGCGCGCCCAACUGCAUCCUCCUGGCCAUGUUCCUCGUCCACUACGGGCAUCGGUGCUUAAUUUACCCAUUUCUGAUGCGAGGAGGAAAGCCUAUGCCACUGUUGGCGUGUACAAUGGCGAUUAUGUUCUGUACCUUUAACGGCUAUUUGCAAAGCAGAUACUUGAGCCAUUGGGCAGUGUAUGCUGAUGACUGGGUAACAGAUCCCCGUUUUCUAAUAGGUUUUGGCUUGUGGUUAACGGGUAUGUUGAUAAACAUCCAUUCAGAUCAUAUCCUAAGGAAUCUCAGAAAACCAGGAGACACUGGAUACAAAAUACCAAGGGGAGGCUUAUUUGAAUACGUAACUGCAGCCAACUAUUUUGGAGAAAUCGUGGAGUGGUGUGGCUAUGCCCUGGCCAGCUGGUCUGUCCAAGGCGUGGCUUUUGCUUUCUUCACAUUUUGUUUUUUAUCUGGUAGAGCAAAAGAGCAUCAUCAGCUCUCCUGCUGUCAUGCACUCUGCCCUUGACUUUUCGGGCCAGGGUGCCCGUCUUCCACGGGCAGUUUCUGGGAGAGAGGAGCUCACCCGCUAUGACCCUGUGCGGCAUCCAGUGCCACUGGCCCGUGGGGAAGCUCUUCGGCACUUGCAAGGGGUGGAUGGCCUGGAUCCCAGCAGGCCUGUGAAAACCUUCAGCCUCUAACCAGUGAACAUGUUUGCAGUCCACUUCUACAGGCUUCACACCAGCGGUGAAAACCUUCAGCCUCUAACCAGCGAACAUGUUUGCAGUGCACUUCCACAGGCUUCACACCAGCUGUGAAAACCUUCAGCCUCUAACCAGCGAACAUGUUUGCAGUGCACUUCCACAGGUUUCACACCAGCGGUGAAAACCUUCAGCCUCUAACCAGCGAACAUGUUUGCAAUCCACUUCCACAGGCUUCACACCAGCGGUGAAAACCUUCAGCCUCUAACCAGCGAACAUGUACAUGUUUGCAAUCCACUUCUACAGGCUUCACACCAGCGGUGAAAACCUUCAGCCUCUAACCAGCGAACAUGUACAUGUUUGCAGUCCACUUCCACAGGCUUCACACCAGCUGUGAAAACCUUCAGCCUCUAACCAGCGAACAUAUUUGCAGUCCACUUUCACAGGUUUCACACCAGCUGUUGGGCUUGGCCAUGUUGUGUGUUGGGCACUUGGGUCCAUAUGCCACCACUGAGCCGCAUAGCUGGAAAGGCUGCAGUCUCAAGGCCUCAUGCCAGGGGAAGUGAUACUUGACCCGGAAGUCCUGACCAACUUCUUAGAAUUGUUCUUAUUACAUGCCUUUUUGGGGACACAGAAUAUAAAAAAGUAAACGUGGCCGCCCAGUAUGUUCAAAUUCUCUAUUUGUGGAUUCCGGUGUUAAACUUAGCUAAGACCAGCAGGGUUUUGCCAGCUGCCUCUCAGUUUCUCAUUCUCAUAUGUUUCUACCACAUGAACAGUGAGCUAAUUGCUUUCUCUUAUGAUUUUUAGUCUGUUAAUCUUUGCGUGUUUAUAGAAACUCCCUUUUAUGACUAUUUCUCCAUCUUGUCAAAUUAUUUCUAAUUUUUACUCCAUCCACUUAGUUGCCACCUUUCCCAACUGGCUAUUACCCCCAAAACAAAUGAGCAUGCCUUUGUUGAUACAAUUUAUAUCAAAACUGAAAAUACUGUUUGUUUUGAGCACAAGGCUGAAUUGUGGACAACGCCGUACUACAUUUUCCCAGAUUUCACUGAAUCCUUACUAAGAGCUGUUCCUGAGCCUCCUGGUACACAGCUGGGUGCCCACUCUAUACACCCUGGGCUAGGCCAGUAGUUCUCGACUGCAGACUGGAGAAAACUCUUAAGAGUCUACCAGCAGCGAUUCAGAAGCACCUACUUGGUCCUGCCCCUCCUCCAGCCUGCAUGCUUUCCCCAGGGACUGAAAAGACAGCUCCACAAUGUGCUGUUCAGUAUUUUCAUCAAAUGUCAGUAAUUUUCCUUCCAGAUAGAAAGCUGAAUUCUAUGGGCUACUUCUUCUGAAUCACACUUUAUGAUUAGAUAUAUUUAAUUCUUCAUAAUAUAGGCAAAAUUAAACUAUAAGUAUGAAAUGCCAAAGUUUUUGUUACUACAUUUAAAAACUGAGUAGUCUUUUGUCAUGAAAAAUAUCGUCACUUUUGUUAGCAUCUGUUAAAUGUCUAAGUGACAGAAUUAUUCCCUUUUUAAAUUUUUUUUUCUUAUUUUUAGGUGGUACCUCCAGAAAUUUGAAGAGUAUCCAAAGUUCAGAAAAAUUCUAAUUCCAUUUUUGUUUUAAGUGCAUUUUCAACGAAAUUAUCUUCAACUUGAAGCUUUCCAAUGGUGUUUCUCUAGGGACUUUGUAAAUAAGUUAUAUCUUUGUAAUUUUCCUGCUACUUCAUCAUUUUCAAGAUGUCCUCUAGAAAUAUUUUUUCUAGUAAUUUUGCAAGCUACCUAAUAAGUACUUAAAUAAACUGAAAUGGAGGUUGAAGUAUCCUACUGUGUAACAGAUCAGAAUUUCAAACUCCAGGUCAUAACUGCUGACAUUUGUUCUAAUUUCGAAUUUACCUCUUUUGGCUAUGUCUUGCCAAGUGUGUCUAAGACUAGAGUUUACAACUGUCUUUGAUGGCAUUUUCAGAACAAUAAAUGUCACAAUCCCUUCUAUAGCCCCUACAGUGAUCCCUUCAAAGUCAACAGCAGUGUUGCUUUCCUCCCCCUGUAGGGCUGGGAUAUGUCUUGGAGCCCUCCCUCGGAGGCCACAGAGGCCGGGGGUAGCCAUUGUGCAGUCAUGGCCCAGGGGAAACUUGCCAACCUUCGUUGUCAGGUGCUGUGUGUAAGUGGAGAACUUGGGGAUAGAGGAGGAAGCUCCUCGUGGCCCUUCCAAGGCGGGGCAAAGGCAUCUGGACUUGUUCCAGCCCAGCCCCCCAGGUGACAUCACCAGGCAGGGAGGGGUGCUGGUGGUGGUUUAGAUGGAAUAAGUUGCUUUGCCUGUGCAAGUGGCUCCUGGGCCCUAAACAGGCACCUUUAGGCCAUGGGUCACUCACCAUGAGCCAUCAAUAUGCUCUGGUCUGACAUGGUUUCUCUUUGUCCUCUAGUCUAGACCUAGUUUUUUGUUCUGUUCUCCAUGUAUGGAUAUAGUAGUGAUUAUUGUCUGUGAAAUUUCUCCUUUGUGGAUUUUGAGUUUUCCAUUGUAGUGUAAAGAAUGAUUACCUUCUGUAACAAUAAUAAGACCACUUUUUAAGAUUUAUCCUGUUCUUUGUCGAUUGAAACAUAAUAAUUAUAUUGUUAAGAUUCUCUACAGCCUUAUUUUUCUUCCAUAGCUAAUCUUCUAAUAGUUUUUUGCUUUCUGUUUUGCUGUUGCUGCUUUGCAAAGCUUUUCCCUCAUAGCCUGUACCUGUUAUCAGUAUAAAAUAAUCUUCCUGUUGAAUGCUUCAUGACUUGAAUUCUACUUUGAUAAAAACAUUGCCAUACUGCUUUUUAUCUUGAUGAAUUCAUCUGGCAUUUCUUUGCUUUAUCGUCUCAUCUGGAGUUUUUAAAUGCCAUUUGUUUUAGUUGUCUUUAACAACAUAAUAAAUAGACUUUGCCAUUUAA